AGACUAAAAACCUAAUGAUAUGGGCUUGCAAUCUCUCAGCAGCAAGCAGUCAGCAGCCAUCACUCGACUCUCAGCAGCAAAACUCCAUUUCAGAGAGAAGAGAAUAAGCCAAGCAUUACCAAAUAAGCAAGGAAAUGGCGACUACUCUCGUAAACAAGACAUCAAUAACUAAUCAAACCCAACGCUUCUUUCGAUUGUCUUUCAACUUUCUUAAAAGCUUUAGCACUUCUUCUCCCUCGCCUAAUCCCUCUUCCACUGCUUCGGCUUCCAAUAAACCAAAGCGAAAAAAGAAGAAGAACCUGUUCGAAGUCGCCCAGUUUUUGCCCAAUUGGGGAAUCGGUUAUCACAUGGCUAAAUCUCAUUGGCAAAAUGUCUCUUAUGAAAUCACCAAGAUCAAUCUAUACAAGGAUGGUAGGCAUGGAAAAGCGUGGGGGAUUGCUUAUAAAGAUGGAAUUCCUGCUGAUGCUCCAAAGAAGAUAAGUGGAGUUCAUAAGCGUUGCUGGAGGUAUAUUCCAAGCUUAACAAAAUCAUUGGAGAGAAAGCCACCUUCACCAAAAUCUACAGAAACUGCCUCAGAGAUUGAAGCUCAGGCAGCUUGAUGCAUUUUCAUUUUUUACUGAGGACCAGUAGCCUGACCAUAUGAACCUGCUCCCUUAUUUUUAGGGUUGAUAACCUCAGUUUAAGAGUUGCAUUUUUGGAUGUCUUGUGGCCCUGUACCAUCUUAUUUUCUGGAUGUUUUGUUGCUUUUUUUUUCUAUAUAACAUCCUUGUUCGAUGAAAAGGCAGUAGAAACUUGAAUAUGCAAUCAGCAAAUUUUGAACAUUCUUUUGUAUGCACUGUAACUUCUUUUUGGAAUGGAUUUUGAGUUCUACUCUUAUAAUUCA
This is a messenger RNA of Manihot esculenta (cassava), 883 nucleotides long. RefSeq lists its product as uncharacterized. Bases 135 to 599 code for a protein of 154 amino acids. The transcript has 3 exons. NCBI's taxonomy places the organism in Eukaryota, Viridiplantae, Streptophyta, Magnoliopsida, Malpighiales, Euphorbiaceae. The record is from RefSeq and is a predicted model, not a curated record. Gene Ontology annotation, cellular component: mitochondrion. Gene Ontology annotation, molecular function: structural constituent of ribosome.